Vicia villosa (hairy vetch) is the source of this 895-nucleotide messenger RNA. Its product is annotated as non-specific lipid transfer protein GPI-anchored 20-like. The transcript is spliced from 4 exons. Bases 51 to 728 code for a protein of 225 amino acids. The record is from RefSeq and is a predicted model, not a curated record. Lineage: Eukaryota; Viridiplantae; Streptophyta; Magnoliopsida; Fabales; Fabaceae.
UACAAAACUUGUUAAACCUCAAAACUUCUUUUCAUUCUACAAAACUACAAAUGGCAAAUUCUAUGGCCCUAUCUCACCUGGCUAUAAUAUUGGCCAUUAAUAUUUUCAUUGCUGGACCAACCUAUGCACAAAUCAAUACUCCAUGUAACCCUUCAACACUAAGCACUCUCUUCACACCUUGUAUGAGUUUUCUUACGAAUAGUAGUGCUAAUGGAACUUCACCAACAACUCAAUGCUGCACUGCUCUUAAGUCUCUUACAAGUGGUGGUAUGGACUGUUUGUGUCUCAUUGUUACGGCUAGUGUUCCGUUCAAGAUUCCAAUCAACAGAACCUUGGCCAUCUCUCUUCCCCGCGCAUGCAAGAUGCCUGGUGUUCCCGUUCAAUGCAAAGCCUCAGCUUCACCACUUCCUGCUCCUGGACCAAUGGCUCUAGGACCAUCUCUUUCACCUGCAUCAUCUCCUUCUCUCUCAGGAUUUACACCAACUCCUAGUCCUCAAGCAUCUUCUGACCUUCCUUCACCAACUUCAUCUCCUCUGGCACCACAACAAAACACAAAUGCUCCACUUUUGGCUCCACCAUCUCCAUCUGUCGAUUCCAAUACCCCUUCUACAUCUACAACUGGAAGUGGCCACUCUUCUCUAACUCCAUCUUCUGCAGUGACAUCUUACAGUGUCUCACCUUCUGUUUUAUUGAUUGCACUUGGAAUUGUUACUCUCAAAUACUACUAGAUUCUGCGUUUGUCAUAUCCUAUGCAGAUGUAUCUAUAUAGGUUGUUACUUGUUAUAAUUAUAUUUUUUGUAGUGUGGUUAUUGUAUUAUAUUGUAUUGGAGUUAUAUUUAUAGAUUAAUUAUUUCAUACCCCACGUUAGGGGAGUAUUUGUGAUUUAUGUAUCAUA